UUUAAGAAUCUCACUGUCUUUGUUGUGCGUCAGAACAGAAAAAAGAACUUCAAUGUACUGAAGUUUCCACAGAUCCAUCUUCCCAAAAAUAUCUCUGUAGCUACUACUCCAAGAGAUCUCUCUCUAAUACAUUACCUGUUUUCUCCCUCUAAAAUAAAAAUCGAAGCUUUUUUUUUUUUGUCUCCGAUGAAAAGCAAAAUCUACCACCAGCAAAACAGCAAUAAUAGUGUUGUAGGUAGCGAUAAUGGCUGCCGAAGCGAGUCUCCAAGCCCACCUCUAUCUCCGAACCGCCGGGUCCCUCGUCGUCAACGGCGGCAAACUCUGUUCAGAGCUUCUUCUUUUUCUUUCCGGAGAAAGCUUCGUUACUUGCUUCUCCUUCCUAUGAUUUACGCUUCUGGGGUUUUCAUGUGUGUCGGUCCUUUCUCGGGUCUCGUCGGCUGGGUCUAUGUUCCCGGGUCUGUUUAUCGGAGCCCCGAGAUUUACCGGAAACUCCGAGAUGACAUUUUCGCUGACAAUUCCACCGACGUCGAGUUAUCUUCUGUGUGGAAAUACAAAAGGAGACCAAAAAUGCAAAAACCUUGUCCCAAUUCGACAGUUACAUCACAUCUUGCUCUUAACGGAGAAUCAUCUGCUCUUACUCUUAGUGGUUACUUGAUUGUGGAGGCAAAUGGCGGUCUUAAUCAGCAACGUUCUGCGAUUUGCAAUGCUGUGGCUGUAGCGGGACUCUUAAACGCAGUCUUAGUCAUACCGGAGUUUGAAUUUCACGCCAUUUGGAAGGAUUCAAGCACCUUUGGGGAUAUCUAUGACGAAGAUCAUUUCAUAUCUAGCCUCGAAAGAUAUGUGAAAGUUGUGAGACAUGUUCCGAAUGAAGUUAUGGCCCGUUUUGAUUACAAUCUUACAAGUAUCCCUACUAUUCGCGUUCAAGCUUGGGCUACUGUCAAGUAUUAUAAUGGGGAAGUCUAUCCAAUGUUAAAGGAACGUGGGGUUAUACGGAUUUCUCCUUUCGCAAAUCGAUUGGCGAUGAGUGUUCCACCGUAUAUCCAACUUUUAAGGUGCAUAGCUAAUUACAAAGCAUUGAAGUUUUCUUCACCAAUAUCAACACUAGCUGAAAAGUUAGUUGAUCGGAUGGUUGAGAAAAGCUCAGACACCGGGGGAAAGUAUGUCGCAGUCCACCUUCGAUUUGAGGAGGACAUGGUGGCCUUCUCUUGUUGUCUUUAUGAAGGAGGAAGAGCUGAGAAAUCUGAAAUGGAUGUGAUCCGGCAGAAAAGUUGGAAAGGAAAGUUCAAACGAAGAGAUCGUGUCAUUAGGCCUGACCUUAACCGCGUUAUUGGAAAAUGUCCCCUUACCCCAUUAGAGGUCGGUAUGAUGCUCCGUGGUAUGGGAUUCGAUAACAACACUUCCAUAUAUUUGGCCUCGGGAAGAAUCUACCAACCCGAGAAACAUUUGGCUCCUCUACAGGAAAUGUUUCCUCGUCUCUACACAAAAGAGUCUCUCGCAACUCCAGAGGAGCUUGCCCCCUUUGAGGGAUAUUCUUCCAGAAUGGCUGCUCUGGACUACACAGUGAGUUUGUUAAGUGAAGUGUUUGUGACAACUCAAGGAGGAAAUUUUCCUCAUUUUUUGAUGGGCCAUCGGAGAUUCCUCUUCGGUGGACAUGCAAAAACUAUCAUACCCGACAAGCCAAAACUCGUUCUCCUUCUUCAGGACAUGGAAAUGAGGUGGGAGGUUUUCAAGAAGGAGAUGAAACAGAUGCUAGGGGAAAGCGAUCGAAAGGGAGUAAUGGUACCUAGACUCAGAAAGAUCAACCGGAAAACUUCCAUUUACACAUACCCUUUACCCGAAUGUGAAUGCAUCUUUCAUCUGUCUUCCAAUUUUUCGACCACCGGAAACAUCCAGAAUCUUGGAGCUCUUCAUCCAACUUCCAACCUCAUGACGUCUGCAAGACUGUAGUCCCAAAGUCUUUUUGAUACUUGCACUUUAGCUUUGAGCCAGGUCCUGAACGUUGUUUUCGCUCUUGUUGAAAGCAAGCAAAUCAGAUAUCGAGGAGAUUUUUAUGAGGAAAACUUGGAGUUCACAUGUAUACACAAAAAAAGUGUAAGAACUCUUCAGAAUUGAAGGUGUAUUCUGGUCUUUUAGGAUCUAGGACAGUCGCAAAAACAAGGGUGUGAUUUUCUGUACUUAAUGUUUUAUCUUUUUGUUCAUUACUUACGUUGUGCCCCUCAAUUGUUAAGUGUAUAGAAUUUUACAUCGCUCUUUUGGAAAAUUUUAUUUGUCUUAAUUGUUUGUAAACAAUACAUCGCGUUAUGAUUGUUUGGGAUG
Brassica oleracea var. oleracea is the source of this 2316-nucleotide messenger RNA. RefSeq lists its product as uncharacterized. The record is from RefSeq and is a predicted model, not a curated record. NCBI's taxonomy places the organism in Eukaryota, Viridiplantae, Streptophyta, Magnoliopsida, Brassicales, Brassicaceae. The transcript is spliced from 10 exons. Bases 187 to 1947 code for a protein of 586 amino acids.